This is a messenger RNA of Drosophila sulfurigaster albostrigata, 2040 nucleotides long. RefSeq names its product neprilysin-2-like. The record is from RefSeq and is a predicted model, not a curated record. The transcript is spliced from 2 exons. The coding region runs from base 28 to 2040 and encodes 670 amino acids. NCBI's taxonomy places the organism in Eukaryota, Metazoa, Arthropoda, Insecta, Diptera, Drosophilidae. Gene Ontology annotation, molecular function: metalloendopeptidase activity. Gene Ontology annotation, biological process: protein processing. Gene Ontology annotation, cellular component: plasma membrane.
GAUUUCCUCAAGUCUUAUGCCACCAAGAUGUUGAGCUAUAUGAAUCUCACCGUGAAGCCAUGUGAUGAUUUCUAUGAGUACGCAUGUGGCAACUGGAAGAAUGUGAAACCGGAAAGGCAAACUGAAAAUAAACGUAGCAAUUUAUUUGAUAACGUUUACACUCUGGCCGAUAUAAGUGAACAGUUGCUGCUAUCAGAGACACAGCUUGCAACCGACCUGGACUAUGGAAAUGAGAUGAAGAUUGCACAACAAUUUUAUAACGCUUGCUUGAAUGCUAAGCUCUAUCCACUGCCAGCAGCUGACCCUGCUUAUCUGAAGCUUAUCAGGUCGAUUGGCGGAUUUCCCGCUUUAGACGGGGAAGCAUGGCAAGCCUCGAAUUUCAGUUGGUUUAACAUGAGUGCACAUUUGACGAGUUAUGGUGGCAUUGGUCUCAUCUAUGAAAAGAUUACUGCGAAAUACCCAUUUGAACCGUACUUCAAGCUGCCCGAGCUGGGUUUCGACUUUAUCGUUCACAGCGACAACAUCGCUACCAAUGACACCAAAGGAUACAAGCGCAACGAGAAGCGUAUGCACGAAUAUCUGACGGCCAAUGGAUUAUCUGAGGAAAAGACAGCUGAUGUGAUAGCCGGGGUGUUUGCGUUUUGGCGUGAAGCACUUCAGGUUGCAGAUCGUUUUAAUGAGAAUGAAGAAAAAUGUGAAGAACUUACCAGAACUGAGAACUUGAAGUUGUUUUCGGGUUGGAAAGAUUACUAUGAAAUCGUCUGGGGAGGAAUGGAGCAUUUUGGUGUUUAUCCACCUGAACACUUCUGCGACUUCUAUUAUCAUGAGCUGGAUAAAGUGUGUGCCAAGCACAAAGAAGCCGUUGCCAAUUAUCUGGCCAUGAAGCUGCUGUUUACUAUGGAUCCCAAAUUGAAAUCAACUAAGUUUCAGCGCGAAAGUUGUCUACUGGAAGUGCAGUCUUCAGUGCCGUAUCUGCUGGAUAAACUUUACUAUACGAAAUAUUUUACCAAAGAAACCCAAUCGGAUAUCUUAGAGAUAAUUAAAGAAUUGCGUGAGUUUCUACAUGAAGUCCUCAAUAAUGCAACCUGGAUCGAUGAAGAGACUCGCAAGAAGGCAUUGUUGAAAGAGUCAAAAAUGACAACUCGUAUAGGUUCGUUUAAGGAUGAGCACCUAACGCAGCUUCUCAUACGCGAAAUGAACAAUCUCACCUUUGUGCCAGACAGUUAUACACAAAGCAUCAUCAAUUUAAGGAAAUUCCGCAGAUAUAUGAAGCGCUACAAUUCUAUACAUCACAAGCAGCUGUCAAACGAAACAAAACCGUUGGAAAUGUUGCUGGGUAUGCAAGUGAAUGCAUUCUAUUAUCACGUAGACAAUUCGAUUAAUGUAAUGUCCGGGGUGCUACAUCCACCAGCCUAUCAUCAUGAUUGGCCCAAUUCGCUAAAGUAUGGCACUUUCGGUUAUUUGGUUGGUCACGAACUGUCUCAUGGUUUCAAUAGCGUUGGCUCCGUCUUUGAUAGCAAAGGCGAAGUACGAAGUUGGUUUGAGGAGCUCGAUAAUCGCCGUCAAUGUUUUAUAGAUCAAUACAGCAAAUAUCACGUGCCUCAGAUCAAUCGUACUAUCGAUGGUGAUAAUACGAAGAAUGAGAAUAUGGCCGAUAUUAGUGGACUAUAUAAGGCAAUGAAUGCCUAUCGUCUUCACACAACACAUCACAAGCAGCUCCAUAAACGAGAUGUGUCCUACGACAUGAGUAAUGAACAAAUGCCCGGCAUAGUAAAGGAAGAAACGAUGAAGAUAUUGACCAACUCAGAGCUGAAGAGCUGGGUUUUAGUCAGGAAUUUGGUGCGAAUUCGCAUGUUACCAGAAAAGUUCGCAUGCACAAACUGGAAUGGAAUCUUCCAGGAAGUCACAUGUUCAUGGCCAAAUGAGCGCUUACUAUGGAUGAUUCGCGACGAUGAACUAAACGGAAUUUCCGUUCGAGCACUUACAUUUAUCUUGAAAGAAAUUUAUAGAAGCUUGUUGAUAACGGAUAUAGUGUUAUAG